Messenger RNA from Rhipicephalus sanguineus (brown dog tick), 886 nucleotides. RefSeq lists its product as uncharacterized. The transcript has 3 exons. The annotation marks the transcript as partial. NCBI's taxonomy places the organism in Eukaryota, Metazoa, Arthropoda, Arachnida, Ixodida, Ixodidae. The record is from RefSeq and is a predicted model, not a curated record.
AUGCGGUCCAAGCAGCCCCCUUGUUGGGGUAGUUACAGCUAUGCUCAUGAUGGCCAGCGCAAGCAGAACACGGUGGACCCGGACAUUACCUUUGACGAUGUCGGCGACCAUGUGAACCACCAGGCGGCCGCGACGGUGCGGCGGCGCUCCGCAGCGCCGGACUCCAGUCUAUCGGGCUUCGCAAGUUCCAUCCUGCGGCGGGUGCGGAGGGCCUGGUUUUUCGGGGGCAGUAGCGACAAGGAGGACACCGCCACAGCGUCUUCCACCGAUGUGCCGGAAGUGACCACGACGGCGAUCCAGUCGACGACGUCGCCUCAGUACACGACACGGCGCUUCUCUCGGCAGUCGGACGACGACUUCGACUAUCCGGCCUCGGGAGACGGCUUAGGGGACGACGAAGACCAGGAAGACGUUUCCUCGACUACGCACAGUGGCGCGGGAUACCCCAUCUUCGAGGGUGACAGGAAGACCGUCGGUCGUCCGCACGUACCCGACGGCAGGCCCACCAAGACAACUCACGAUGAACUGCCCCCCGCCGGAUCAUCGCCCAUGUUCCGGAGCUCGGUGCUUAUCCUGAACCAACCCUUCGACGGCACUUGGUGCGCCCCGGACAGCGAGGCCUUUAAACAGCUCAGCGCGGAAUUUAAGCUGCUGCUUUCCUCAAUCCGUGGGCGUUAUCUGCGGCCCCCGCACAACAUUCCCUCCGUCGAGGUCCUUCGCUUUGCGCCGGCCCCCACGCCUGGUGCGCUGACCGUCACCUGCGACAUCAAGCUUCCGCGCGCCGACCCGAGGGACCUGCAGCGCGCCAUCCGCUCGGUCCUGGACGGCGGCCGCCUCGGCAGGUUUCAAGUGUCCGGCCAACAGUCCACCUUCACUCAGCUUGGCG